AACUCGUGAGCCGAGUGAAUCACACCAGUGUGGAAGUUGAAACCGACCAGUUUCACAGCAUUUCACUUGAACGAACCAACAUUUUAACAGACAUUUUAAUCGGGCUGCCUGGAAGUAGGCUAGACCUACAGACUGUCGAUCAACUUUCUGGACGUGUACAAUCCAGUGUAAAACAGAAAACUAAAGCGCCUGCUACUAGUGAAAACGUUUGAAGGAUCAUCUUGAAGCGCUUCUCAACAAAGAGUAAUAUUUUAACCUACAAACUGUGCUGCGUCUGGUUAAGACGGGAUAUUGGAAUUAUUUGGGUAUAUUCAAAGACUUUAAAAUGGUCUCCACGCGUCUUGUGGUGAUCUGGAGCUGUUUCCUACUAUGUUUGCAGAGAAGUCUCGCAGACGUCACAGACCAAAGCUGUACCAAGACAUUUGAGAAAGGCCAAGACAACUUUGUCCUAAAUACGGUCGACUCCGUGAAGGAGGGAGCAACAUAUAUUGAUGCGCUGAAGGUGAGCCCCAAGGAAUGUGUCGCUGCCUGUUGUCGAGAUCUGAACUGUAACCUGGCAUUGAUCAACAAAACUGGCGUUGAGCAGGAUCUACCAGAUUGUUUCCUCUUUGAUUGCUUGUACAAGCAGAAGUAUGUGUGCAGAUUUGUGAGAAAGGAUGGCUUCAUCAAUUACAUCCUUGACUCCGUCUAUGACAACUACCUGGAUGGACCAACAACUGACCCAGGUGAAGAUGACAAGCAUCCCAUCGCUGACGCGGGGCAGGACAUGGUGGUCCAGCCCAAUGAAAUAGUCACCCUAAAUGGACACCAGAGCUGGGAUGACGAUAACAUCAUCAGUUACAUGUGGAGCCAGGUGUCAGGAGACCCCUCUGUGAAGAUGCAGAAAACUAAAUUAAAGGACCAAAUCGAGCUGUCCAACCUAAAGCCCGGUGUGUAUAAGUUUGAGCUGAAGGUCACCGACACCAGUGAUCAGACAGAUACUGCACAGGUCACUGUUCUAGUCUUGACACCUGAGCAGUCUGAGGGUCAGUGUCUGGCCCCUAAGAAAGUGGGCCCCUGUCGCGGGUCUUUCCCCCGCUGGAACUACAAUGCUGUGACUGACCAGUGUGAGGAGUUCAUGUUUGGUGGAUGCAAGGGCAACCGCAACAAUUACCUGUCCGAGAAGGAGUGCACUGAUGCCUGCAAAGGUGCCUCAGCUGUUGCAUCUGGAAGGACUAUCACUCCAGCAACUGAAGUGUGUGGGAAGAUGUGCCAGGCGGAGCAGUUCAGGUGCGAUAACGGCUGCUGUCUGGACAAGACUCUGGAGUGUGACGAAGUGGCCCAGUGCAGUGAUGGCUCAGACGAGGCUGACUGCAGGGAGUUGAAUAACACUCUUACCCGGCUGUUGGACGUGGAUUUGAACAAAUGGAAAGCUCGUUGCACGGAACCUCCGGUCACUGGCCCGUGUCGAGCAAGUAUGACCCGAUGGUACUACGACCCUCUCAGCCGCAAGUGCCAUCGUUUCAACUACGGUGGCUGCAGCGGCAAUGACAACAAUUUUGAGCAAGAGGAUGACUGCAUGGACCGCUGCAAAUCUGUCACAGAAACUGAUGUCUUUGCUCGAGGGCUGUUUGAGCGUCAUGAGCAAGAAGAAACACAGUCAGGGUCCGUUGCCAUAGCAGUGGUGCUGGGUGUGUGCAUCCUGGCCAUCCUGGCCUUGCUGGGCUACUGUUUCCUGAAGGAGCGCAGGAAGAAGGGUCAGCACAUGCGUGUGGCCACCAACGGCGCCCAGCUCCCACUGACGGACGACUCCGAACACCUGGUUUACAAGGCUACUACCAAGCCUGUCUGAGAUGCUACAUUGGUUUGGGCCUCAAAUGUUAAGUGUGUGUGUGUGUGUGUGUGUGUGUGUGUGUGUGAGAAAGUAUGUGUCAUCCACGCAAGUAAAUGCACAAUAGUUUUAGCACGAUUUGUGUUGGCUGUCUGAUUCUUCUCACUCUGUGUGUGCUCAUUAGUUUUGAAUUGGACUAGAGCAGGGGUGUCAAACUCCUUUCAGGGGCCACAUACAGCCCAUCUGAUCUCAAGUGGGCCGGACCAGUGAAAUAAUUGCAAAACAUCCUUUGACAACUCCAAAGUAGGCUAUGCUUUACCCUUCAGCCUACAUUUGUAGCCUACAUAAUCACAAGGGAUGUAUUAGAUUAUUACACAUUUAUUCAGAGAGGCCAAUGAAAUCGAAAUACAAUGCAUUUCACUCUCAUAAACAACUGGUUUAUUUUUAUAGUUGCGUGGAUAGGCCUACAUUUUUACAUCUGACCACCUGAACCAACUCACCACACUAAACUCAAGUGGGAGCUACGAAGAAAGUUAACAUCCUGCCUUAAAAAUGUAAAUGUGCAAAUGUAUGAAAAAUAAAAUGAAUUUAACAAACAUAAGUUAGCAGUGCAUGAGCAAUACGAUCAACUGAUACGAUUAGGUUACAUCAGAUCAAAUAAUUUUGAAGGCUAGGUGGCGGUGCUGUGUAAUAGGCUAUCCACCAUAAAGGCCAGAUCCUGCACCCAUUGCUACUGGUCUGCCUUUUUUCUUCAAGAACUGUCCAAUUUACUCUCGUAGUUCAAAGAAACGCUUGAGUACGGCACCUCGGCUUAACCACCGUACUACAGCGUGGUAUGGUAAGCCAGACAGAAUGCCAUUAUCACUGAGAAAACAGUCAAACUGACGGUGAGUCAGACCUCGCGACCUGAUUAAAUUUACAGUUUGCACAACCACACUUUAACAUGAUCCAAGUUUAGUGUUUUACAACACAACACUUCCUGG
Molecule: messenger RNA, 2793 nt
Organism: Alosa sapidissima (American shad)
Lineage: Eukaryota; Metazoa; Chordata; Actinopteri; Clupeiformes; Clupeidae
Product: kunitz-type protease inhibitor 1-like
Exons: 11
Coding region: 326-1831 (501 amino acids)
Molecular function (GO): serine-type endopeptidase inhibitor activity; protein binding
Source: RefSeq, a predicted model, not a curated record